This is a messenger RNA of Solanum dulcamara, 2454 nucleotides long. RefSeq names its product transcription factor TCP8-like. The coding region runs from base 473 to 2116 and encodes 547 amino acids. NCBI's taxonomy places the organism in Eukaryota, Viridiplantae, Streptophyta, Magnoliopsida, Solanales, Solanaceae. The record is from RefSeq and is a predicted model, not a curated record. Gene Ontology annotation, cellular component: nucleus. The transcript has 2 exons. Gene Ontology annotation, molecular function: sequence-specific DNA binding; DNA-binding transcription factor activity.
AUCAAACUCCAGAAUUCUUCUUUCUCCCAUUCAGGUCCUCAUCCACUUCUCUCUCUGUUUCUCACUGGGAAGAAAACAAUAGUCAAUCAGAGAAGAACCUCAUGAACCCCACAAAAACUCUUACAUCAACUUAGCCCCUACCCGCCCUUUGUGAAACACUUCUCUAUCUCUGUUUUUCUAUUACUUGGCAAAUUAAAGAUUUUAUUUUAAAAAGAAUUUUUCUUGUGUUUCUCUCUCUUCCCCACCUUCCUCUCUUUCUUUUUUAAGUUUGGAAGAAGAGACUAGGGGGGAAGAGAUGAAGAUGGGGUUGAGAAGUUAGAAAACAAAGAAGAAGAAAAAAAAUAAAUAUCAGUUUUCUUGAACCCACCAACAAAAUUCUUGAUUACCCCACCCACCCCCACAUUCCAACCCAGGUCCAGGCCACCACACACUCUCUCUCUGUCUCUCUCUCCCCUAAAAAAAACCCCAAAAUAUGGAACUCACUGAUUUACAAAACAACAAUACAAAUAGUAAUAGUAAACAACAAAGUACCACCAAUAAUACCACCCCUUCUCCACCUCUACACCACCACCAGCAACAUCCGUACCAGCUACUCUCCCAGCACCACCACCACCAGCAGCUUCAACAACAACAACAGCAACAUGGGAGAUCAUCAGUUCCUUUUAUGACCUCUAUUUCUAUCCAACCUUCUGUACCAGCUGGGCUUACUAAUUCUGCAAGUCCUACUGCUGCUAGUGCUUCUCCGUCUACUUCAUCUCCUACUCCACCGCAGCAGCAGCCACCUCACCAAGUCGAUGCUUCUCUCGCAAUUGCCACUAGAUCCGACUCCUUAAUUGACCCAAAUAAGAAAUCUCAGCUGCUGGCAAUACAACAAACACAACUUGUGCAACAACAGCCGCAGCAACCACCGCCUAAGCGACAAACAAAGGAUCGGCACACCAAAGUUGACGGCCGAGGGCGCCGCAUCCGAAUGCCAGCAGCCUGUGCAGCUAGGGUUUUCCAAUUGACCCGAGAAUUAGGCCAUAAGUCCGAUGGGGAAACUAUUGAAUGGCUCUUACAGCAAGCCGAGCCAGCCAUCAUCGCUGCCACUGGCACCGGCACAAUCCCGGCUAACUUUUCAACUCUGAACAUAUCCCUCCGUAGCAGCGGCUCCACUUUCUCAGCUCCUCCUUCUAAAUCUGCUCCGCAUUCUUUUCAUAGCGCUUUAGCUCUAGCCGCUGCUCACCAUACCCCUCAUCCUUUUGAAGAAGGAUUCUCGCACAUGCUAGGGUUUCAUCAUAAUGCUCAUCUCCUGACGCAAAAUCCAAUCGCAGAAUCAAUACCCGGAGUUGGAGGUGGAGGUGGUGGUAGCAGCGGCGAUGGUGGUGGUGGAGGUGGAAGUGGACAAGAGGGGGCGGAUAAUUACCUUCGGAAAAGAUACCGAGAGGAUUUGUUCAAAGAGGAAGGUUCAAGUAAUCCACCAGGAGAAGCUUCUGGAGGAUCUGGUUCACCUUCGAAUAAGCAAUUCAAGGGAAAUUCAUCCCAAUUGCCUAAUAAGCCUAAUUCCCAAGAAGGUGGUGUAGCUGGACCAUCGUCUAAUAUGCUUCGGCAUACUAAUAUGAUGCAAGCUACUGGCUUAUGGGCGGUGGCACCACCGCCCAGCAGCGGAACGACUGGCAGUCCCUUCUGGAUGUUGCCGGUCACAGCUAGUGGGAGUGGACAGACUAUGUCCGCUCCCAUGGCAAGUACAUCAGGAACUACAACACUGGAGUCUCAAAUGUGGCCUUUCCCUAUGGGAAGCUCAAACACUAUUCAAGCGCCAUUACAUUUCAUGCCUAGGUUUAAUAUCCCACCAAAUCUCGAAUUUCAAAGUGGGAGAGGAAACCCAUUACAACUAGGCUCAAUGCUAAUGCAGCAGCAACAACCAUCUCAACAUCUUGGGUUGGGAAUGUCUGAAACCAAUUUGGGCAUGCUAGCCGCCCUUAAUGCGUAUUCAAGAGGUGGUUUGAAUAUGAAUUCAGACCAUCAACAAAGUCACUCAUUGGAUCAUCACCAGCAGCAGCAACAACAACAACAGCAGCAUCAUCAACCUCAACCUACAGAUAGCGAAGAAGAUGAUCCAAACAACUCUCAGUAAAAUCUAUAAUAUUGGAUUUAAAUUACUAAAGUGUGAUGGAAUGAGAGUGCUCGAAAGAUUCAUUUCAUGGAAGACAGACAGAGAGGUAUAUGUUAGUUGUCAUUUGGUUUUGUCUGUCAUUAUUACCUUUUAUUUUUUGUUUGUUUUGGAGAACCUUUUGCUAGAGAGUUGUGAAGGAUUUGAAUUGUAUUUUGUUAGUUUUGGUCCUUUGGGACAUUAGCUAGGAGUGAAGAGAGAGAGAGAGAGAUUUGUAUAGGAGGAUUAUAUAUUUUGCUGUUGUGUGUAUGAAAAAAAAUGCAAAAAAAAAACAGUUUCAAGAAAAGAAAAAUUACCAAGUA